This is a messenger RNA of Trypanosoma brucei brucei TREU927, 339 nucleotides long. Its product is annotated as dynein light chain, putative. Gene Ontology annotation, cellular component: dynein complex. The transcript has a single exon. The record is from RefSeq and is a predicted model, not a curated record. NCBI's taxonomy places the organism in Eukaryota, Euglenozoa, Kinetoplastea, Trypanosomatida, Trypanosomatidae. Gene Ontology annotation, biological process: microtubule-based process. Bases 1 to 339 code for a protein of 112 amino acids. Gene Ontology annotation, molecular function: dynein intermediate chain binding; dynein light intermediate chain binding.
AUGACGUCCAACGUGAAGGAACCUGACGGGCCCUGCAACAUCGAUACCAUUCGUCAAUAUGUAACACCGUUAAACUAUCCAUUAGAGAAGAUGAGUGACAUGGCGGAAGAAAUGCGCGCCGAGUGCAAGGAAAUUGUGGUAAACGCGAUUGAGAAGCACGAAGACAGCUACGAACUUGCAGCAAGACACAUCAAGGAACAGAUGGACAAAAAGUACGGCCCUUCAUGGCACUGUGUGAUGGGUGAGGGAUUUGGCUUCGAAAUUUCAUAUGAGAUGAAGCACCUUAUGUACAUGUUCCAUAAAGGUUAUGUAGCAAUUGUCGUCUUCAAGGGGUUGUAG